Phaedon cochleariae (mustard beetle) is the source of this 2118-nucleotide messenger RNA. NCBI's taxonomy places the organism in Eukaryota, Metazoa, Arthropoda, Insecta, Coleoptera, Chrysomelidae. The record is from the annotation of a GenBank genome assembly.
AUGCGGUGUAAAUUUGAGGAGCAUUAUGUAAAAUCUGGACGAGGAGGGCGCAAACUCGACGACGUGCGCGACAAAUACCAAAAAGCGUGCAGAAAGUUGCACUUGACGCACAACGAAUACGUUCUGCUGCUCUGCGAGGCGGUGGAAUUCGAAAAGGACUUCAGGACCGUUCUGCUUCCAGGACUGUUGGAACAUCAGCAGCUGCUGCAAGAAGCGUACAUUGCCACAUGGAAACAGAUUUUCCAAGAAAUUACCAGUAAUUCGGAUUUGACCUCUGAGAAAUUCAGAGAGAUACAGAAAAGGAUAGAGACCAGUCUCGAAAAUAUCAAACCCUGUGACGAAUACAAUGAUUUCACUGAUAAACACAAAACAACACCAACGGAACCAGUGAAAUUCACCUUCGACGAGAGCCUGGUGGAAGAUUCCGCCGGAAAACUGCUGCCCGACCAGCUGACCGUCGACAACCUGACGGUGGAGUGGCUGCGGACCAAGCUGAACGACCUGGAGGCCGGCAUCAAGGAGAACCAGGAGAAGCGGACGGCGAUCAGGGGGAGCCAGGAGGGACUGGCGAACGGGAAGAGUUCGCCGAACCAAGAACUGAACAACAGACUAUCGACUGCAAGUGUAGAUAUCUCGCGGAAAGAAAUAAACGAACUGAAAUGCCAGGAGAGGAAGAUGCUCAAGCAGACUGAGCUGAUCAGGAGUGCCUUGAACGAACUGGGUUGCGAAGAAGCUCCGACGGCUUGUGACCUGUCCAUCGACAACCAAACCUUCAUAACCAACUCUUCCGAACAGGGCGACGCCGCGCCCUCUGCCGUCUCCAAAGCGGGCUUCUUCGAGCCGCACAGGAUGUUCGGUCUGCUGCGUAAGCCCUUCCGCCGGAAGUCAGCGCCCUCGUCGCCCGUCGCCCCGCCGCGCUCCAGGGGCGGGGCGGGCAGGCGGGAGUCGGGGGCGGCCAGCGAGGGGGGCGAUCCCGUAGCUCUCACUACGAAUAAGGCACUAGUAGACGAAGAAUGGUUCCACGGUGUUCUACCGAGAGAAGAAGUCGUGAGGUUGCUGACUUCAGACGGAGACUUCUUGGUUAGAGAGACCACAAGGAACGACGAGUGUCAAACAGUGCUCUCAGUCUGUUGGGGAGGACACAAGCAUUUCAUAGUACAAACAACAAAUGAGGGUCACUUUAGAUUCGAAGGCCCAGCAUUUCCUAGUAUACAAGAACUAAUCCUGUACCAGUAUAACAGCGGUUCACCAGUGACGGGUCGAUCUGGCGCCAUCUUGCAUAAACCUAUUCCUCGUGAAAGGUGGGAACUCAACAACGAUGACGUCAUCCUCAACGACAAAAUCGGAAGGGGUAAUUUUGGGGAUGUAUACAGAGCGCAACUGAAAAACAGCAACGAUAUGGUGGCCGUCAAAACUUGUAGGGUGACUCUACCAGAAGACCACAAGAAGAAAUUCCUUCAAGAGGGUAGGAUAUUGAAGCAGUACGAUCAUCCGAACAUCGUGAAGUUGAUUGGCAUUUGUGUACAGAAGCAGCCAAUCAUGAUUGUGAUGGAAUUAGUACCGGGUGGUUCUCUACUGACAUUCUUGAGGAAAAAAUCGUCCAACCUCACGGAAGCUCAACUGAUGAAAAUGUGUCUGGAUGCGGCAGCCGGUAUGAGGUAUUUGGAGUCGAAGAACUGCAUUCACAGAGAUUUGGCAGCUCGUAACUGUCUAGUAGGUUACAACAACGUGGUGAAGAUCUCCGACUUCGGCAUGUCGCGCGAAGAGGAAGAGUACAUCGUGUCUGACGGCAUGAAGCAGAUCCCGAUAAAGUGGACGGCCCCCGAGGCGCUCAACUUUGGCAAGUACACGUCGUUGUGCGACGUCUGGAGUUACGGCGUUUUAGCGUGGGAGGUGUUCGCCAGAGGGGGCACGCCCUACAGCGGCAUGAGCAACUCGAAGGCCAGGGAGAAAAUCGACACCGGUUACAGGAUGCCAGCACCUGAAAACACACCCGACGAAAUGUACAGACUCAUGCUACGAUGCUGGGAGUACAAACCAGAGAGCAGGCCAAAUUUCGAACAAAUCUAUAGUGUUGUUGAAACCCUCUGUGCAGCUUAUAGGGUUUCGUUUUGUUAG